Synchiropus splendidus (mandarinfish) is the source of this 2066-nucleotide messenger RNA. RefSeq names its product sphingomyelin synthase-related protein 1-like. NCBI's taxonomy places the organism in Eukaryota, Metazoa, Chordata, Actinopteri, Syngnathiformes, Callionymidae. Gene Ontology annotation, biological process: ceramide biosynthetic process. The coding region runs from base 343 to 1611 and encodes 422 amino acids. Gene Ontology annotation, molecular function: sphingomyelin synthase activity; ceramide cholinephosphotransferase activity; protein binding. The record is from RefSeq and is a predicted model, not a curated record. The transcript is spliced from 7 exons. Gene Ontology annotation, cellular component: endoplasmic reticulum membrane; Golgi membrane.
UUAAUUUCCAGUAGUGAAGUAAAGAAUUCGUUGAGGACUUUAUGGUGGCGUAAAGGGUGGGGGAUAUGUUAUACCUGUAUGUUUUCAUAAGUUAGAGCUUGCGCGGAAUCUGUCCAGCAGGUGUCAGUGUACACUUGGUGGCUCUUCUUCGCUGGUUGUUUACCUCACCCUCUUCCUGCUUGUUGACGCCCGGCCGUGGUGGAAACAUGUUGACCACGAAACAUUCCUAUCUUGUCAGAGGAACACAGCCCGUCUCCCUCUGACAGCCCACUCUGUGUCUGUGAAUCCUUCAGACCUUUGAGCAGCAGGGCAGUCAAGAUCUUAUCAGAGGGUCAAAGUAGCAUGGAGGAGAGCGUCAACACCUGGAGCUGCAAGAGAGUGGCCCAGUGGCUGCAGGACGAAGGGUUUGGAGAAUAUGAAGCUCUGCUUUGCACUCAACACCGUCUGGACGGGCUCAGUCUGCUGGCUCUGACUGAAGCGGACCUGCGGGGGCCCCCUUUAGGCCUCACAGUCCUGGGGGACAUCAAGAGGCUCACCAUUGCACUCAGACGCAUCCAGAAGCAAAACCAAGCUCAACUAGAAGCCCUGGGUCUGUCUUCAGUUGAAAGCCUGACAGCUGGUCCCUCGCUGAGCUGCGACCAGGUCGACUUUCGGUACGCCAGGGGCGACCCGCUGGGUCAGAGGACUGAGCUGCGAUUGAGGAACGGUAGCAGUAGCAGACAUUGUUCUGGCUCUGGAGAUGAGUUGUGUCAUUUGCAUUCGAACGGGAGACACCGGCAACAUCUUGCAGGACGACUGGACCCCGAGGUGUGGAAGACGGUCCUCAGCACCGUUUACGUCAUGUUUGUGUUUGGCUUCACCUCCUUCGUCAUGGUCAUCGUACACGAACGAGUUCCAGACAUGAGGACUUACCCCCCACUGCCUGACAUAUUCCUGGACAGUGUUCCUAGAAUCCCCUGGGCUUUUGCUAUGGCAGAGGCCUGUGGACUCAUCCUCUGUUACAUGCUACUGCUGAUCCUGCUGCUGCACAAGCACAGGUCCAUUCUCUUCAGGCGCUUGUGUUCUUUGAUGGGAACCGUGUUUUUGCUUCGCUGCUGCACCAUGUUUGUUACUUCACUGUCUGUUCCUGGGCAGCACUUGCAAUGUGCCAGUAAGAUGUACGAUGAUGCCUGGGGAAAGAUCCAAAGAGCACUAGCUAUCUGGAGCGGUUUCGGGAUGACUCUGACCGGGGUCCAAACGUGUGGGGACUACAUGUUCAGCGGACACACUGUGGUCAUCACCAUGCUCAACUUCUUUGUCACAGAAUAUACUCCGCGUAACUGGAACCUGAUCCACACCAUCUCUUGGGUCUUGAACUUAUUUGGGAUUUUCUUCAUCCUUGCGGCACAUGAGCACUACUCCAUCGACGUUUUCAUCGCCUUCUACAUCACCACUCGCCUCUUCCUCUACUAUCACACCUUAGCCAACACCCGGGCCUAUCAGCAGAGCCGCCGGGCCCGAAUCUGGUUCCCCAUGUUCUCAUUCUUUGAGUGCAAUGUCAACGGACCGGUCCCUAAUCAGUACCACUGGCCCUUCGACAAACCCGCCUUCAUGAAGACGAUGAUUGGCUGAGGCUUACAUCUUUUUUAUUCUUAUUUGAGGGAAUUUAUUUAUUUAUAUGACUCUUUUGAUACAGAAAUCUUACUAAGGGUAUGAUUUGUUUGAUAAAAUUUCAUGUUCUAUUUGUAAUGCAGGUUAAAUAAUAACUGAUGUUAUCAGUGCUGCCUUCCGUGCUUUGAAUGCGCAUUUCAAAAAGUGAUUCAACGUUAUGUCUGACUUUAAUAUUAUGAGCUACACAGAGAGCUCAUUUGAAUACCUCCACUCAGAUAUGAUGAUUUUGUAGCAUAAUACAUUGAUUCUACUAAAUUUUUAACAAUAGCUUCACCAAAUCUGUUUUAAUUGUAUGCUAAUUUCAUAUUCCUUCAAUUUUUCCAGAGAGUAAAAAUAUUGUUUACAUCAACAGAAAGUAUUAUUGUAAAAAAAAAAUAGUUUACAUUGUGUGUCUUUUUUGUAUUUAAUCCAGGGGA